UCUCCCCUCAGACCGGCCAAUAAAAUCAGAUUGCAGGCCGGUUUGCGCGUUGCAUAACCACACUGCAGGUCCUCAGCGGCAACCAGUGCAGGUUCAUCUCCACUCAUCGGUUUACCUCUUCACAAUGGCAGCUCCGAGGAAAGUCUGCAUCGUCGGCUCUGGAAACUGGGGUUCUGCCAUUGCCAAGAUAGUGGGUGCCAAUGCUGCUCAGAAUUCAAAAUUCGACAACACUGUAAAAAUGUGGGUGUUUGAGGAGACGGUGAACGGACGCAAACUGACUGAAAUAAUCAACACUGACCACGAGAAUGUGAAGUACCUGCCUGGCCACAAGCUACCAGCAAAUGUGCUGGCCGUCCCAGACCUAGUGGAGGCCUCCAGCGAUGCAGACAUCUUGGUGUUUGUGAUCCCACACCAGUUUGUUGGGAAAGUGUGCGACACCAUUAAGGGGAAGAUAAAGAGUGAUGCCCUGGGGAUUUCCCUCAUCAAGGGUGUAGACGAGGGGCCUGAUGGACUUAAACUCAUCUCUGACGUGAUCCAGGAGAAGCUCGGUAUCACCAUGAGUGUGCUGAUGGGGGCUAACAUUGCCAAUGAGGUUGCUGAUGAGAAGUUUUGUGAGACAACCAUUGGAUGUAAGAAUAAAAACCACGGUGCUCUCCUGAAGGAACUCAUGCAGACCAACAACUUCCGAGUUACUGUAGUGGAGGAGUACGAUGUGGUGGAAAUCUGCGGAGCCCUGAAGAACAUUGUUGCAGUCGGGGCAGGUUUCUGUGACGGUCUGGGCUUUGGGGACAACACCAAGGCAGCAGUGAUCAGACUGGGCCUGAUGGAGAUGAUUGCCUUCGCCCGCAUUUUCUGCACCGCUGGACCCGUGUCCUCUGCAACCUUCCUGGAGAGCUGCGGCGUGGCUGACCUCAUCACCACCUGCUAUGGCGGCCGCAACCGCAAAGUAGCUGAGGCUUUUGUGAAGACAGGGAAGUCCAUCGAGGAGCUGGAGAAAGAGAUGCUAAAUGGUCAGAAGCUGCAGGGACCAGCGACAGCAGCUGAGGUCUAUCUCAUCCUCAAGCACAAAAACCUAAUUGACAAGUUCCCACUGUUCAAUGCAGUGUAUCAGAUCUGCUACCAGGGCCAUCCAGUCACAGAGUUCAUAAGCUGUUUGCAGAACCAUCCGGAGCACAUGUAAAAAAAAAAAAACAAAAAAACAAAAACAAAAACCAAACUGACCAAGUGCCUUCUAAACGGAGAACAUUACCACUUUUCAUCUGUCCCCUGUCAGAGAUAAACGGGGGAUGACCCGUCACUCCACAGCUGUUGUGCAACUAAACGUCUCCAGCCAGUGAGUGGACGGUUGCAUAGCAUUUGUGUGUGUUCAGCUGUAGUUCCACCACUUUGUCCUUAACGUUCAGUUUUUAACAUCCUUUUAGUGCUUUCCUUCGUUUCCUGACAUAUACUGAAACUUGAAGGAUGCUCGUUGGAAGUGUGUGUGAUGGUCCAAUAGCUCUUUUUGUUCACCUGAGAUGUAUAUUUUUUACAGCCAGGAAAUCAGAAUACAUGGUGUCAGUUUUUAGACAACAGCCAACACUAAUACAGAAAGAACAUGAUGGGUAAAUCAUGUCUUUGUCAACCACCCUUAAAUGCCAUAAUAUAUUUGCACAAUGUUGAUGUGGCGCUUCAUCAUGUGUUCAGAUUUUCACGGGGCCAACCACUCAGGGCAAAGACCUAUUGACAGCCUUCUAUAGAGGGAUUCAUGCUCAUCUAACAUUUAUGUUGCCGUCCAGUGAAUACCACGUCCAUCACCACAGUUUAUUUAGUCAUAGAUGUAAUACCUCAUCAUGUCUUUGUAUAUUCUUCGUGUCUUACUUAAUUCACCGUGGUCUUUCCUUUCCUGUACUGUAUUAUUAACAUACUGUCGAUCGCACAAUUGUUUUUAACAUAAAGAUGCAAGUGCCUUAGAUUGCACUGUUGCUAAAUCCUGGCCAUUGUCUCUUUUUUGUUUGUUUGUUUUUUGGUCAAACCAAAGAUUUAACGUCCUUCCACUUUGCCAUUUGUUUUCACUCAGUUGCAUUUAAUGUGUGUCAGAAAUAAUGUCAACAUUUGUCUGUGAAUAAAUGAAUUCUCUCAA
This is a messenger RNA of Lates calcarifer (barramundi perch), 2119 nucleotides long. Its product is annotated as glycerol-3-phosphate dehydrogenase [NAD(+)], cytoplasmic. The record is from RefSeq and is a predicted model, not a curated record. Gene Ontology annotation, biological process: glycerol-3-phosphate catabolic process; carbohydrate metabolic process. The coding region runs from base 125 to 1180 and encodes 351 amino acids. Gene Ontology annotation, molecular function: glycerol-3-phosphate dehydrogenase [NAD(P)+] activity; NAD binding; protein homodimerization activity. The transcript has 8 exons. Gene Ontology annotation, cellular component: glycerol-3-phosphate dehydrogenase (FAD) complex; cytosol. NCBI's taxonomy places the organism in Eukaryota, Metazoa, Chordata, Actinopteri, Centropomidae.